Messenger RNA from Drosophila subpulchrella, 7127 nucleotides. RefSeq lists its product as uncharacterized. Gene Ontology annotation, biological process: regulation of transcription by RNA polymerase II. The record is from RefSeq and is a predicted model, not a curated record. Lineage: Eukaryota; Metazoa; Arthropoda; Insecta; Diptera; Drosophilidae. Gene Ontology annotation, cellular component: nucleus. The coding region runs from base 486 to 6176 and encodes 1896 amino acids. Gene Ontology annotation, molecular function: DNA-binding transcription activator activity, RNA polymerase II-specific; RNA polymerase II cis-regulatory region sequence-specific DNA binding. The transcript is spliced from 3 exons.
GAAUCGGUUGCGCUGCGGCUGCGCUCAAAAACAACACAAAACUCGUGCGCGGCGCUUCAAAAAAAAGACAACCAACUAAAAAGCAGACAAAUCAUAUAAUUAACUUGCAAAAAAAAAAACACACAAACAGAAUUUCUCAAUUCUAAUCCUACUAAAAAAAAACAACAUUUUUUUUAAGUUUUCAAACCACAAACCAUUGGGAAUUUUUUGGAAUACCUAAGCUUAAAAGCCAAAGAAGUGUGAAAAAUAAAGUGAACCCAAAACACAAAAAAAAAAGUGCUAUCAGAAUUCAGUUAUCUGACAAAAAUUAAAAACAUAUUUAUUAAAAAAAACCCACACAACACCAAAAAGAUACCAAAAAUUGUCAUUAAAAAGGAAACAAAUCCCAAAACAGUGCGAAAUCCGGAGUUGGAAUGCCGUCGCAACUGUUGAACAAAAUUUCACAACUAAAUAACCACUAAGCUUUUUCAUCGAACUUUGGAAAAAUGCUCGCCGCACAGCAACAGCAGCAGCAGCAGCACAACAGCACAGGUGAGGCGGAAAUGGAGCGCCAGCGACGGGACUCCACCACCUCGGAAUCCUCCCUGGAGCACCUGGACUUGGGUCGCACGCCCAAGAAGCUGGCCGGAAAUGGUGGCUCCGCGCAGACCACAUCCACGCCCCACGAACUCACGACUGUCACAUCGCGCAAGCGCAAACUUCGCCAACUGCAACAGCAGAUGAAUCAUCUCCAUCAGCAGGAGGUGUUGAGCGACGAGGACGAGGAGGAGGAGGAUGAGCACGAGGAUGGGGAGCACCCGGCCACGGCAGCCCGGAAUCUAGGGCGGCACAAGCAACGGCGCAGCACCCAGGCCUCCAUUGUGGUGGACUACAGCAGUGGCGAUGCCAGCUCCCUGCGCAAAAAGUUCCGGCUCAAUCGCUCGACGGCCAGUCUCUCGGAAUCGGGAUUCGUGGAUGCCAGCAGCACGGUCCACAGUGGCUAUCUGGGCAAUAGCAGUGGCAGUGCCACCAAUACCACAACCACCACCACCAGCGGUGGUGCAGUGGCUCCAGCCUCGGUGGCCGGUGGUGGAGUGGCCGGAGCAACUGCCUCCAGCAGCAGCAGUAGCAGCAGCAGCGGCGGAUCCGGCGGCUCCUCGCCCCAAGGCCCCAGCCUCUCCAGCGGCGAGUCGGGCAUCGGAGCCGGGGACGAGCACAUGAAGUACCUGUGCCCCAUCUGCGAGGUGGUCUCGGCCACGCCGCACGAGUUCACCAACCACAUCCGGUGCCACAACUACGCCAACGGCGACACGGAGAACUUCACCUGCCGCAUUUGCUCCAAGGUGCUAUCCUCGGCCUCAUCCCUGGACAGACACGUGCUGGUUCACACGGGCGAGCGGCCCUUCAACUGCCGCUACUGCCACCUGACCUUCACCACCAACGGCAACAUGCACCGCCACAUGCGCACCCACAAGCAGCACCAAGUUGCGCAGUCGCAGUCGCAACAGCAGCAGUCGCAGCAGCAACAGUCGCAGCAGCAGCAGCAGCAGCAGCAACACCAGCGACGACAGCAGCAACACCAGCCGGCGCAGCAGCAGCAGCAGAAUCCCGCCCAGCAACUGGUGGCCACCGCCUUGUCCGCUGGACGUGCCGAGAGCUACGAGAGCGAUGCCAGCUGCUCCACAGAUGUGUCCAGUGGUCAUAGUCACUCGCACAGCCGCAGCAGCAGCUCCCUCAACAACAACAACAACUCGCACAAGGCUAACAACAACCUGAGGGAACUGGAUGUGGAUCAGGCGGAGGAUCAGGAUCAGUUGGAGGGCAAGCAGCGCCGCCUGAAGACGACCAUCAACAACAACAACAUCAUAGACAGUGGCCACCAGGAGGAGAUCGAGGAGGAUGAGGAGGAGGCCGAUGAUGCGGAUGUGGCCAUGCUGACCAGCACGCCCGAUGUGGCCACCCUUCUGGCCGGAGCCAGUGCCUCCGGAGCGGCCUCGCGCUCACCGUCGCCCUCCCCCUCGCCAUCCGCCUCGCCGUCGCUGCUCCUGAGCUGUCCCGCCUGCGGAGCCUCCGACUUCGAGACCCUGCCCGCCCUGUGUGCCCACCUGGAUGCGAGGCACUCGGACAUACCGGCCAAGUGUCGCGAUUGCGAGGUGAUCUUCGCCAGCCAUCGCCAGCUGCAGGCCCACUGCUGUCGGGGAUCCACGGGACUGCCGCCGCUCCUCGGAGCCAGCAGUUCACCCUUGCACCAGGAGGAGGAUCAGGAGAACGAGGAGGAUGAGGAGCUGGAGCGGAAGAUGGGUGUGCCCAGCCAGAGCGAGGACUUUUUCCACCAGCUGUAUCUGAAGCAGAAGACAGCCGGAGCUGGUGGUGCCAUCUCCCAUCCCCCGUCGCCCAUUAAACACGAGCCGGCGGACAGCAAGGAUCUGGCGGAUAUACAAAGCAUCCUGAACAUGACCAGCUCUAGUUCCAGUUUUCUGCGCAACUUCGAGCAGUCGGUGAACACGCCCAGCUCCAGUCAGUACAGUUUGGAUGGCAGGGAUCAGGAGGAGGAGGCCCAGGAUGCCUUCACUUCGGAGUUCCGGCGGAUGAAGUUGCGCGGUGAGUUCCCCUGCAAGCUCUGCAGCGCCGUCUUUCCCAAUCUGCGCGCCCUCAAGGGUCACAACCGGGUGCAUCUGGGUGCAGUGGGCCCAGCCGGACCCUUCCGCUGCAACAUGUGUCCCUAUGCCGUCUGCGACAAGGCCGCCCUGGUGCGCCACAUGCGCACCCACAACGGCGAUCGUCCCUACGAAUGCGCCGUCUGCAACUAUGCCUUCACCACCAAGGCCAACUGCGAGCGCCACCUGAGGAACCGGCACGGCAAGACCAGUCGGGACGAGGUGAAGCGGGCCAUUGUCUACCAUCCGGCGGAGGAUGCCGGCUGCGAGGACAGCAAGUCCCGCCUGGGCGAGGAUCUGGCCGAUCUCAGUUUCCGUUCCAUCAGUCCCACGCCACCGCCGCCGCCUGUUAUCAUCAGUGGCGAGAGCAGCAGUUCCCAGCUGAAGCACAUGCUCCUGGGCGAGAGUCAUCUGGCACCGGUGGUCCAACCGCCGCUCAAGAUCCAGGUGAAGAGUCUCGACCAGCUGGUGGACAAGAAGCCAGCCAAGCCAGCUGCCCCGGCUCCACAGCAGCAGCAGCAGCAGCUCCAGGAGAAGAUCGGAGCUGCCCUGGACUUUAGCAUGGAUGUGUUGGAUCUCAGCAAGAAGCCAACUGGUGGAGCAGCAGCCCUCACACCCUCGGUCACACCCACUCCGCCCACGCCGGCACCUGGAGUUGUGGCACCGGGAGUGGGAGCCCCUGCCGACCUGGCCGCCGCCCUGGAGCAGCAGCAACUGCUCCUUGCGCAGCAGCAGCUCUUCGGCGCUGGCGGAGAUGCCGCCUCCCAGUACAUGCAGCAGCUGUUCCGCAUGUUCCAGUUCCAGUCCCAGACGCCUGGAUUCCCCUUCUUUCCCUUCAUGGCACCACCACCGCCGCAGGCCAAUCCAGAGAAGCCACCGCUGGUGAGUCCACCCAAUCGCAUGAAUCCCCUGCCCGUGGGUGUGGGCGUGGGCGUUCCAGUGCCACCUGGUGGCCCCGUCAAGAUGGUCAUCAAGAAUGGCGUCCUGAUGCCCAAGCAGAAGCAGCGUCGCUAUCGCACCGAGCGUCCCUUUGCCUGCGAGCACUGCUCGGCGAGAUUCACCCUGCGCUCGAACAUGGAGCGCCAUGUGAAGCAACAGCAUCCGCAGUUCUAUGCCCAGCGCCAGAGGAGCGGUCACCAUGUGAUGAGGGGCAGGGGAGCCUCCAGUGCCGCAGCCGCUGCUGCCGCCGCCGCCGCCGCUGCAGCUGCCAUGGGUCCAGGAUCUGCCUCCUCCGUCGGCAGCAAUCACCAUCAUGGCCAUGGCCAUGGCUCCCACGGACAUGCCCCCAUCUCGGAGCAGGUCAAGUACGCCAUUCUCGCCCAGCAACUGAAGGCCCACAAGAACACCGAUCUGCUGCAGCAGGCCUUGGCCCACGGUUCCAGCAGUGUGGCCGGCAAUCCCCUCCUGCACUUCGGCUACCCACUGGCCACGCCCAGUCCCCUGCACAAUGGCUCCGGCCAGGGCAAUGGCCAGGCCAUCACCAUGGACGACGAUGAGCCCAAGCUGAUCAUCGAUGAGGAUGACAACGAGCAUGAUGAGGUGGAACCGGAGGAGGUGGAUGACUUCGAGGAGGAUGAGGACGAUGAGGAGAUGGAUGAGCCGGAGGAGGAGCCCGAGCUGAUCCCGGAUGAGCAGCCAGCCGAGGAGGAGGAGGAGGAGGAGCAAGAGGAGCCGGAGCUGCCCAAGCCGCUGGAGCAGCUGUCCCUGGUGGCGCCCACCAAUGAGGCGGCCCAGAAGAUGGCCGAGACCAUCCUGGAGCAGGCCAUCAAGGCGGGCAAGCCAACCAGUCCGCCGCCCCAGGAGAAUGCCCUGCCAGUUGACCCCAAAGUGGUGACCACCAUGCAGGAACCAGCCGCCACCAGCAAUCCCAGCAGCCUGAAGACCAUGAUUGCCCAGGCCGAAUCCGUGGGCAAGUCCCUGAAAGAGGUGGCCAGUUCGCCGUUCAAGGACGAGUCGCAGGAUCUGGUGCCGGUGGCCAAGUUGGUGGACAAUGCCACCAGCCAGAACAUGAGCUUCAACAGCUAUUUCCGGCCCAGCGAUGUGGCCAAUCACAUGGAGCAGAGCGACGAGGAGGGCCUGGUGGCCUCCGGCAGUGCCAGCGAGAGCAACAACAGCGGCACCGAGGAUGUGACCAGCAGCAGCUCCGGCAGCGAGCCCAAGAAGAAGUCCGCCUACAGCUUGGCGCCCAAUCGCGUCUCCUGCCCCUACUGCCAGCGGAUGUUCCCGUGGAGCAGCUCGCUGCGCAGGCACAUCCUCACCCACACCGGCCAGAAGCCCUUCAAGUGCUCCCACUGCCCCCUGUUGUUCACCACCAAGAGCAACUGCGACCGCCAUCUGCUGCGCAAGCACGGCAACGUGGAGUCGGCCAUGUCGGUGUAUGUGCCCACCGAGGAUGUGAGCGAGCCGAUCCCGGUGCCCAAGUCCGUGGAGGAGAUCGAGCUGGAGGAGCAGCGCCGGCGGCAGGAGGCGGAGCGCGAGAAGGAGCGUGAGCUGAAGCGGGAGCGGGAGUUGGAGCGUGAGCGCGAGCUGGAGCGGGAGAAGGAGCGGGAGCAGGAGAAGGAACGGGAGCGCCAACAGCUCAUCCAAAAGCUGGCUGCCCAAAUGAAUGCCGCUGCCAAUGCCGCUGCCGCCGCCGCCGCUGCAGCAGCUGCAUCUUCGGUGGGCAAUGGCAAUGGUGGAGCACCGAAUGGCCCACUGGGAGAUGGCCUCGCUGGCGGAGAUCUGCCCUACAAGUGCCACCUGUGCGAGGGCUCCUUUGGCGAGCGUCUGCAGUGCCUGGAGCAUAUCAAGCAGGCCCAUGCCCAUGAGUUUGCCCUGCUGCUGGCCAAGGGUGCCAUCGAGAAUGAGUCCCUGGAGGGGCCCAAUCCCCACCAGCAGAUGUCCCAGCAGUCGGCCGUGCAUUCGGACGAUGAGGCCGCCAAUGGCGGGGGUCGUGGCAAGUAUCCGGACUACAGCAACCGCAAGGUGAUCUGUGCCUUCUGCGUGCGCCGCUUCUGGUCCACCGAGGAUCUGCGUCGCCACAUGCGCACCCAUUCGGGCGAGAGGCCCUUCCAGUGCGACAUCUGCCUGAGGAAGUUCACCCUGAAGCACAGCAUGCUGCGGCACAUGAAGAAACACAGUGGUCGGGCCCACAAUGGGGACACACCGGGUUCCGAUUGCUCCGAUGAUGAGCAGGUGGCCAGUCCGCCCAGCACACCGGCUCCGCUGCCCCUGCCUCUGCCCAAUCCCGGCCAGCCCACCAGCGCCAACAACAACAACAGCUGCCACAACAACAACAACAACAACAACAACUUUGGUAGCUCCAAGCUGGGCCUGAAGCUGCCCAAGCUGCACGAGCUGCUGGACAAGGCGAGCGAGUGGCGGGCCAGUCGGCUGGGCGAGCACAAGGAGAACAUGGGCGAGGCCACGCCCUCGGCGGCAGCCGUCGCCGGAUCGGAUCUGAUUGGCAACCUGCUGGGGAUCAGCGACCAGGGCAUCCUCAACAAGCUGCUCUCCUCCGCCGACGAGGCGGCCAAGCUCCUGGGCGUGGACAACAAGUAAUCCGGAAGGGAGGAGGUAGCAACUGGGAUCGAACCCACAGCCAUAAAUUCUGAUUCUGGAGUAGCAGCAGUUUUACACCGCCUUACGUAUACCAAAGCUUAAAUAGUUUUCAUUAAUGGUAGUCUAUAAAAACUUUUUAGAACCGAAGUCUAUAAGGAAGUAAAAACUUGAAAAGAUGAAUAGGGAAGUCCGGAACAGCUCUAUUAUAUAUUUUUUGACACAAAAGAGCCACAGGCUCGAGGAAAAUAUAAGGAGUCUUAGCUGAAGAACCCUGUUUUAUAGACCAUUUAAACCAAUAUCUUUUUUUUUUGGAGACCUCUUUUUUUUGCCAACCCCUAUGUUAAGCGGUCCAACCAACCAAACACAAGCUAAUCAAAAUCUUUGGAGACAAACACUAUUUUUUUUAACAAUUUUUUUUUCCUAGCUUUAUAAUUAAUUCUACAUAUUUUACAAUUACCUUUAAGUAGCUGCAAUGACAAAAAAAAAAAAGAAACAAAAAAACCGAAAAACAACGAACAUUUAGCAUGACAAAAAAAGACUUGACACAAAAGACAAAAAUACACACCUAAAGUAAUAUAAUAUUAUGUAAUGUACAUUGAAAGAGGCCUUGAGAACCGCAGCGUGGCUUAAACCUAGUUAUAUAAGGACGAACGCAGACGAAAUUGUGCUGCUUGCAACUAAGUAUAGUCAGGUACUCGUAAGACUAGGCUUAGAUACAUUUUUUUUAGGAUCCUACUUACGAAACUCAUUCAUUGCUGUAGCCUAUAAAACAAACAAACAAACACACACACACAUACAUUUAUGAAAUACAUUAUAUAAUAUAGCUAUUUAAAUAUACGAAAAGCAUGAUUCUUAUAUAAUUAAAUUAGUGGACUUCUUACAGCAAUAACCAAAGCAUUUCGCGUUUGUAGCGUUGUUUAAGCUAAACGAAAAUAAACGAAAUUAAAUUUA